Messenger RNA from Dermatophagoides pteronyssinus (European house dust mite), 2524 nucleotides. Its product is annotated as dymeclin. The record is from RefSeq and is a predicted model, not a curated record. NCBI's taxonomy places the organism in Eukaryota, Metazoa, Arthropoda, Arachnida, Sarcoptiformes, Pyroglyphidae. Gene Ontology annotation, cellular component: Golgi apparatus. Gene Ontology annotation, biological process: Golgi organization.
UAUAUCGAACGAGGUGUUUUGGGAAAAAAAAAAUAUUGCAAGAGAAAACGAGAGAGAGAAAAGCACCACAUCACAACAACAAAAUCUAAUCGUGACAUCAUCUUUAUUUAUGUUUACCCGAUGUAAAUAUGUAAAAGAAUUAUUGUGGUUUUUUUUACUAGCGAAACAAGAAAUUCCAGGUAUAGUCUCAUUAAUCGGUAAACAAAUUGUGUUUUGAGAGUGAGUUUUUUGUUUGGAAAAAACCGAAGAAGAAAAGAAAAAGAUGGGUACGAAUCUAAGUUCAUUGAAAACAAUCAAACAAAAUGAUUAUAUUAAUAGAUUAAUAUCGAAUGAACAUAUUAAUCCAAAUGAUACGAAAUUUUGGAAUGAAUUUCUUUCAUUUGCAUUUACCAAUUUGGAUGCUAUUUGUUCGGAUAGUAAUUUUAUGAAUGAAAAUGUUAUUCCAUUAAUAUCAAAAUGGUUGGAUAAUAAUCAAACAUCACAGAAUCUUGGUUCAAUUAUACAGGUUUUCAUACAAAAAGUUGAUAUUCUUAAAAAGAAUUCACAAAAAAAUAAUAAUGUUAACAAUAAUAUUGUCAUUUGGCAUGCAUAUAAUCUAUCAUUUAUAAUGAGAAAUAUGUUUAAAUAUAUGAUUGAAACAUAUACGGAAGAAAAUGUGAUUAAACAAUGUAAACUUAAUCAUUCAUUGAAUGGAAUGACCACCAAUACUAAUGUUAAAGCGGAAAAUCAACAACAAGAUGAAAAUAAUAAUGGUACAAUAAUGAUUGAACAUCUAAUCAAUGCCUUAAUAGAAAUUCUUGUUGAUCUUAAACUUGAUGAUAUGAAUUAUAAUCUUCAUGUUGAAUCAUGUAAAAAUUUUCUGGUAUUAUUAUCUGUUCAAAUGUUUUUAUCACGACCAUCAAUGAAAUCAGUCAUUUAUACUAUUGUGAUGCAACGAAAAUGUUCAAUACAUGCCUUAUUGUUGACAAAAACAUUAUUACAAAAUUUUAUUCAACAAUUACCUGCACCAAUUCCGCCCACUGGUAGUAUUAUAUUCGGACUGGCUAAUGGAUUAUGGAAUGCAUUAACAUUAGGUUAUGGUGGUAAAAAAACUGAUGAAGAUCUAAUUAAAGAAGCAAUAUUAGCACGUGAAUCAUUAUUAUUAUUAUUAGUAUUAACUAAUCAUUGUACAAAAGAUAUUAAUCCAUAUCGUGAAGCAUUAUUUCAAUGUUGUGAUUCAAGUAUUGAACUUCAAUCCGCAUCAACAACAACAACAACAUUGACAACAAAUAAUGAACAAAAUAUUACCGGUUUUAAAAUAGAUUUUGGUAAAUUAUAUCGAACACUUUGUCAAACAUUAAAUGAUGAUCAAACAACAUUAUUAUUAUAUAUGUUAUUACAUCAAAAUGGUCAUUUUAAAACAUUUGUAUUAAGUCGUACAACGGAUUUAGAUCAAUUUUUAAUACCUGUAUUACGUAUACUUUAUAAUUCACCUGAUCGUAAUUCACAUCAUAUUUAUAUGUCAUUAAUUAUUUUAUUGGUUUUAAGUGAAGAUAAUUUAUAUAAUUCAAUUAUUCAUGAUAUUACUAUUCGAAAUAUAACCUGGUAUACGGAAAGAAAUUUAACCGAAAUUUCAUUAGGUGGCCUAAUCAUUUUGAUUAUUGUUCGUACCAUACAUUUUAAUAUGUCUCGUAAUCGGGAUCGUUUUCUUCAUACAAAUCUAUGUGCAACAUUAGCAAACAUGUCAAAUCAUUUUAAACAUUUACAUAAUUUUGUUUGUCAAAAAAUGAUUGCUUUGUUUGAAAAGAUAUCGAAAAAAUAUUUUAAACUUCAGCAGCAACAACUGAAAAUGCAAAAUGGUAUCGAUGGUAAUCAUCAUCAAAUUACUAGCAAUAGUGGUGGUGAAAACACAACAGCGACAACUACAAUAACCAAAUCAGAUGUUGAUACCGGUGAACAAUCAUCAUCGUUGAUUGAUGAUCUUAAAGAUAUAACAUUGUUUGAAGAAGUUUUACGUACCAUACUUGAAAUUAUUAAUGCAUCAUUGACAAAAAAUAUGAUUGCCAAUCCAAAUCUUAUCUAUACAUUAUUAUAUAAUCGAAAAAAAUUCGAACCAUUCCUAAAUCAGCCAUUAUUUCAGGAUAUUAUUGGCAAUAUUGAUACAAUAUUAACAUAUUUUUCACAACGAAUUGAUUCAGUUCAACAAACAGAUCGACAAUUAUCAGUAGAGGAAAUAUUCGAACUAAUCAAACAGGCAUCAUUAAAUUGGCCAAAAGAAAAGAUGAAAAAAUUUCCCGAAUUAAUGUUUCGUUAUGUAGAGGAUGAUUCACCUGAGGAUUUUUUCAUUCCAUACAUCUGGUCAUUAGUAUAUCGUUGUUCGGAUAUUUAUUGGAAUUCACAGAACAUAUUGUUGUUUAAUCCGGUUCGCAAUCUAUGAUGAUGAUGGUUACUUUUUAAAUACAAAUACAGUGGCAACAACCAAGUUCUACCUUUAAUCUCGAUUCAACAAAAAAACAACUGAUUCUUCCGACUUUUUCACAACAAA